Cheilinus undulatus (humphead wrasse) is the source of this 1441-nucleotide messenger RNA. RefSeq names its product brix domain containing 2 (gene brix1). Gene Ontology annotation, biological process: rRNA processing; ribosomal large subunit assembly. NCBI's taxonomy places the organism in Eukaryota, Metazoa, Chordata, Actinopteri, Labriformes, Labridae. The transcript is spliced from 10 exons. Bases 31 to 1062 code for a protein of 343 amino acids. The record is from RefSeq and is a predicted model, not a curated record. Gene Ontology annotation, molecular function: rRNA binding. Gene Ontology annotation, cellular component: nucleolus.
UUUGUGUCAGCGUGUAGACCUGUUACAAACAUGUCGGCAUUCAAGAGAAAACGUGGAGGACAGGGUCCCAGUGAGAAAAAGGCUAAAAAAGUCAAAUUUGUUGUCGGUGGAGAUGAAGUGCAGAAGGAAGCCGAACAAGAGGAGAAAAAUGAAGUCACCAUCCCUCCUCCUGUUUCACAGGGUAAAUGGACCAACAAGGAAAGAGUUCUGAUUUUCUCCUCAAGAGGGAUAAACUUCAGAACAAGACACUUAAUGCAAGACCUGAGGACCAUGAUGCCUCAUUCAAAAGCUGAUACUAAAAUGGACAGAAAAGACAAGUUGUUUGUCAUUAACGAGGUGUGUGAAAUCAAAAACUGCAACAAAUGCCUCUUUUUCGAGGCAAAGAAGAAGCAGGACCUCUAUAUGUGGAUUUCAAACAGCCCUCAAGGACCUUCUGCAAAGUUCCUGGUUCAAAACAUUCAUACACUGGCUGAACUCAAGAUGACGGGGAACUGCCUCAAAGGAUCCAGACCACUGCUGUCAUUCGAUCCUAAAUUUGACAAGGAGCCCCACCUUGCUUUACUGAAGGAGCUCUUCACACAGACAUUUUCUACUCCACGCUACCAUCCUAAGAGUCAGCCUUUUGUGGACCAUGUCUUCACAUUCACCAUUGCUGACAACAGGAUAUGGUUUAGAAACUAUCAGAUCAUUGAAGAGGAUGCUUCCCUGGUAGAGAUCGGCCCUCGCUUUGUUCUCAACCUCAUUAAGAUCUUUCAGGGCAGCUUUGGUGGACCUACACUCUAUGAAAACCCAAACUUCCAGUCUCCGAACAUGCACCGACGAGAAAUCCGACUGGCAGCCGCAGCCAGAGUGAGAGAGAAGCAGAUGGUGAAGGAGCUUCAGAAAAUGAAGAGGACUGAAGCAAAGCAGGACGUGACCAGAGACGUUACAGCGGACGUUUUCUUAACACCAGCGGAGGAGAAGCCCGUUCACAUUGAGACCGAAGCUCCUGAGCCUAAAGUGGUGAAGAAGAACAAGCACAAAGCUUUCAAAAGACAAAGGAUGCAGAUGGCACGGAGGUAACUGGAUGGACUGGACAAAACUAAAUGAAUGGCUCUCUCUUGCCAUGGUUCAAUGUGAUCUCAAGAAACUGAACUUCAAUACAAGAGACUUUGUAUUAAACAUCAUCACCUGAUUGUCAUGUUUGAAAAUAUUAGAAACUACAAGAUGUACAAGUGGUGUGAAGUGUUUGCUGCUCCACAACACACAGUUGUUCCCCCCUUCCUUCAGGAUGAUUUUGGAGAGUGUAGACCUGGAAAGUCAAUGCCUCUACUCCAAUAUUAACACAUUUUUACAUCUUUUUUUUUUUUCAAAGAAUUUCCCAUCAGUGUAAAAAAACAUGUUUAUUUCUUUUGAGUAACUACAGUUUUAUAUAACAUGGAAAUAAAACAAUUUAAACAUA